CAAAUACGCAGCGGCGGAGGAGGCCGAUGUGGGCCGCCGGUCAAAGGAGGGAUAUAACACUGGCGCUUGGGGGCAGUUCCUCAUCUGUGGUUUUCGGCAAAAGGAAAGGUCUUGCAAGCAGAAAUCCCCCAAAGACGAGGGCGGAAGUUUUCGGCAGAAGGCAAGCAGGGACUUCGGGUUUACGCCGAUCCCAUAACCGGGCCAAAGGAAGCCAAAGCCAGCCAGCUGCUGCUCCAAGAGGACUGAAAUGCACAGGAUUGUUUUCCAACUGAGAAGCGGCGCCGAGUAACACACCGGAGAGGUUUGCAGUCUCAUUUUGGAUCCUUGGAGAAAAGGUGCUGAAGGGGAUGAUGGAGUGACCUCUUGACCGCUGGCCAGCCAUGGCGGCUGGGUCCUCCUUGCCCAUGGCGGAGUGGCUCCGAGCCCUCCAUUUGGAGCAGUAUGUGGACAACUUCGAGAGGAGCGACUUGCGAUGCGUUUCGGAUUGCCAGCGCCUGACGGACGAGGACUUGACUCAGUUGGGGAUCUUGCUGCCUGGUCACCGCAAGCGCAUCCUCUCCGGCCUCCUCAAGGCCUUCGCGGAGUCUCUGCCCUCUUUGGAAGGACCCCAGCUGCCCCCCAGGAGGCCCGUGCCCAUGAAGCGCAACAUCUUCCGCGGCUCUUGCGUCCCUGCGCCCAGCUCAUCCAAGGCGACCUCUCCUUCCUGCCCGGACCCCCCUCCAAUCCCUCCGAGGACCACCUGCCACCCGCCGGUCAAGUUCUCCUCCCCACCAGCCCUCUCUGAAUCCCCUCCUUCCGUGCCGUCCUUCGAGUCGGGAGCUCUGAUGGACUUCUCGGCCCCUUUGGCCACUCCGCCGGAUACGGGAAUGGUCACCCCUGUGGUCACCGUGUUUCCGGACCCAGCGGGCAAAGCUAUCGUCUUACCACCUUUGCCAGCCAAGAGGCACCACUUGGAGGGAAAGGCUCCUCCGCUGCCCAGUAGGCCCCCAACGCUGCCCCCAAGAGCCGGGCAGCAGAAGGCAACCGGCGGGUAA
Anolis sagrei ordinatus is the source of this 1034-nucleotide messenger RNA. Lineage: Eukaryota; Metazoa; Chordata; Lepidosauria; Squamata; Anolidae. The record is from RefSeq and is a predicted model, not a curated record.